Molecule: messenger RNA, 2817 nt
Organism: Gamsiella multidivaricata
Lineage: Eukaryota; Fungi; Mortierellomycota; Mortierellomycetes; Mortierellales; Mortierellaceae
Exons: 6
Coding region: 78-2564 (828 amino acids)
Source: RefSeq, a predicted model, not a curated record
UCUUUACUUUCUCUUUUGUUCACGUUAUGCUUUGGUGCGAUGCGAAAUGGCAUUGAAGGAAUGACGGUAAACCCCCUAUGUCAGAUCGUAUUGUCCUGGGACCUCCCAAAAUGAGUUUUGCGUCGUCAUCCCUUGGCGGACUAAAACGAUCGGAGGACAGCCUCUCUGGACUCAAGAAAUCGCUCGAGACUCCAAGGGAAAAUCGCACUCCACGCGGACCACCAAGCGCUCUGGAGCAGGGAUUUGGACGUGAAACGAUCGAGAAACUUUCAUCUCAUAAGCUUCCCAAGGUCACUCCUAAGGAUAUCACUGGACUCUUGAGUGGCAUGGACAGACGGCGGUUGGAUCCCUCAAGGAAUAGCUCUUCUUUGACAGGAUCGAGGACAUCUACCAACUCAACUACCUCCAGGGUCGGCAGCUUGACAAGGUCCUCAGGACAGCCUCUGUCUUCAUCCGCCACCUCCCUCAGCAGUAGCACCAAUAACAGUAAUAUCAACAACAGUAAUGGCAUUGGCCUUAGCUACAGAACCCAGCGCUCUGAUGCUCCAGAGUGGAUGAGCUAUAACCCAGAAUCAGAGAGCAUGACCAAAGAGUCCGAAAGCGGCGGUGAGCCUCAGGUGUUUGUAGAUGACAUUCAAGCUUGGAAGGCCCGCAUGAAGGAGCACGAGAGACGUGAGAAGGAAAAGGAGACAUCCACUCUAAUUCAGCGCGACAAUAAGCAGGAUCCCAGAUUACCCUCGAGAGCUGAUAGCAGCUCAUCAUGGCGAUCCAGCGUUUCCAUUACGGCUCAGAGCACUGAAGCUAUCGCUGAAGCCAAGCAACCAGUCGAGGCGAAGGCGCUUCCUGCAUUGGAUAAACCCCUCGGAAGAGCGCUGCUGUCAGGCGAACCCAUACAGGACAUCGACAUUUUCUUCAGUCCAGGAGGAAUCGAUCUCAGCAAGCCUUUCGAUUCUUCAUCUGCAUUCGACAAAUUUCUCUCCCAGCACGCCGUCGCGGUGUCGUCCUUUGACGACUCAGCAUUACAGAAACCUGCCCGGAAGGCAGAUGGGUCGCGCUUUGCCCGCUUCUUUGCUGAGGAUGAGCCUGAGCCUGUGAAGGAAUCCGAACAACCCGCACCCAUGACUCGCGAUAUGCCAGGAAAGCAGCUAUCGCUGGACCAGCUGUUUCAGGCGCAUGCACCGACCUCUGCCUCUGUUGCCCCUCCACCUCCACCACCAUUGGGACGUAUGCCAUCGGAAGCCGAGAUUUUAGAAUCUUUGAAGGUCAACAAGUCGCCUGUCCCGGCUAAGCCUGCGGAGACGAACGAGCAGUCUGAGGACGCUUUCGCCUUCAGUAAGAUCAUGGCUGCUCUCUCAAAGCCGCCAGUCAGCGACACCGAGACAGCGUUUGGCGUACAGGCGCUAUCUAAUGGAUCUCCUUCAUCCUCGGCAUCCAUGCAUUCGUCAGGAACGACACCAACUCUUCAUGACCCGUCUAUUGUCACGUUUCAGUCAAAGCCAACAUUGCUGGAUGCGCUAAGGAAGCCAGCAAGCGAAAGUUCAAUGCCACAAGAACCUGUCAGGACCACUUCCUCGUCAGCACCCUCUGAGAAUUCGCAAUCUCAGGGUUCGAAUGUCCCCACAGUGUCGGCUCCGCUCUCCACCACAUCAUCGGAAACUAUUCGACCGGCAUCUCGCCCUGUGCAGGUGGCAUUUGGUGGUGGAAUCCCCACAUCGGUGUACCGUCAACUGAGUGGUAAAACUGACGGACAAAAGUCAGCGUCACCUCUGAUCCGACCUCUAAGCUCUACAAAUGGCAGCAGUAUGAACGGUAGUGGGGCAAGCCCAUCUCUUUCUUCACCUUCCAUGAGUAGCCCACACCAAUUCAGCACCCAAGCUGGUAUCUCGACACCACAGCUUGGUUCUCAGCAGCAAAGGCCUCAGACGCAAUCAGCAAAUAUGCAGCAGCCAUCACAGCCGGUCAUUCAGCAACAGCCGCCGCAACAACAGCAGCCUAUGAACAAGAACUUCGGGCCGUACAACCAAGGACCCGGAGCUGUCCUUCAGUCACCUGUGAUGGAUCCUCGGCUAAGCGGCAUGUAUGGCAGUGGAGGACCAUCUCCUAUGGGUGGACAUGGCCACGGGAUGGAGAAUGACCCCCCAGGAUUCUUCAAUGGGAUGCCUAUACAGCGACCAGGCCAAGGAGUGCCGCCUCAGUUCGCUCAGCAGAUGCCGCCGUUCAGCCAACAGAUGCAUGUGAGCGGGCCGGGGGAUUUUAUGGCCCCACAUCCGUCGCAGUUUGUUGGGAUGCCUCCGUUUGGAGCGCCCAUGCAUCCGGGGAUGUUUCCAAUGAACCCUGUGGAGAUGUUGAUGCAUCGCGGGCCGGGUGGACCACCCCCACCGCGUCCUAUGCCAGGACUGGGACCAGGACCAGGACCUAACCAUUUCGUCCCCAAUAACUUUGGCCAUCCCAUGAAUGGUAUGCCGCAUCCUGGGCUCCCAAUGAACCCUCCUCCUUUCUUCCCGCCUCAGGUUUCGAAGCCGAUGAUGACACGGGAGGAAUUUGAGCGCAGAAAUAGACAGUGAUGCUCUAAUAAACCAGGAACAAGGGAGGAAGGAAGGGUGUUUGUGGGCGUUAUUUUGGAGCCCCUACACCUUUUCGAUCGAACUAUAACUAAACUGUACGUGUUUGAAGUCUGAUCGCCGGCUGAAUUGGAGGAAGAAGAACGAUCGCUUUGCUCUGUUCUGUUGUGGAUCACUAGGGGGUGUUUUCUGCGGUGCAGUCUUUUGGCGUAUGAUUGCACAUCGAUACGAGGAUCGCAGGGCGGGGGUUUUUUUA